This is a messenger RNA of Solanum tuberosum (potato), 1017 nucleotides long. RefSeq lists its product as uncharacterized. NCBI's taxonomy places the organism in Eukaryota, Viridiplantae, Streptophyta, Magnoliopsida, Solanales, Solanaceae. The transcript is spliced from 2 exons. The record is from RefSeq and is a predicted model, not a curated record. Gene Ontology annotation, molecular function: DNA binding; protein dimerization activity. Bases 1 to 1017 code for a protein of 338 amino acids.
AUGGAAUCAAAGAAUUCCAAUGUCGAUUUAGCACUUGCAAAAGAAAAACGUGUUGAAGGUGUUAAAAUCUCUCAGAAACAAAAAUCUCUAUUUAAGAAAGCAAAUGAGCUUUUCAUUUUAUGUGGAAUCCAAAUAGCUUACCCCUGUCUCACAAGAGAAAAUUAUGAAAAAUGGUGUCUACGAAUGAAAGCCAUUUUUGGCUCACAAGAUGUUUGGGACAUUGUAGACAAAGGGUAUACAAAGCCCGUUAAUGAGGAAACUUUGCCCUCAAAUGAAAAGAAGGUCUUGUUAAAGACAAGAAAGAAAGAUCAACAGGCCCUCACUCUUAUCCAUCAAUGUUUGGAUGAUGGUAUGUUUGAGAAGGUCGCUGAUGCCCCCACCUCAAAAGAAGCUUGGGAGAUUUUACAAAAUUCUCUUCAAGUAGUUGAUAUAGUAAAGAAUAUAAAACUUCAAACUCUAAGGGCUGACUUUGAAGUUUUGAAAAUGAGAGAAUCUGAAUCCAUUUCGGAUUUCUGUUCAAGAUUGAUGGUUGUUGUAAAUCAACUAAGAAGAUACGGGGAGGAAGUAGAUGAUGUGUGUGUGGCAGAAAAAAUUCUUCGUUCUUUAACACCUAAAUUUGAUUAUGUGGUGCGUGUUAUUGAGGAGUCUAAAAACUUAGACUCUAUUACGGUAGAACAAUUGGAAGGUUCUUUACUAGCCCACGAAGAGAAAAUGAAAAGGAGAAAAGAAGAGCCACUAGAGCAACUUCUUAAAACCCAAGCAUCCUUCAAAGGAUUUGAAGUUGAGAAAAUUUACAAAGGAAAUGGACAAUGGCGAGGCCGUGGAGGCCUUGGAAGAGGAAGAAGUUACACCAACAAAUUCAACAAUGAAGAUAAAAGUCACCAGUCAUUUAGAGGUCGUGGUCGUGGUCAACGAGGAGGUAAAGGACGUGGAGCCUAUCAAGGUACAAAUGAAAUGAUGUAUGACAAAUCUAAAAUUGAGUGUUAUAACUGUCAUAAAAUUGGACAUUACUCUUAG